AUGGGUCUUCUCACUCCUCCUCAGCGGACCCAAAAGGUCAUUCCUGAUAAGCCAGCCAAAGGGCAUUUCUUCUUUGCUGGCAAGGAAUUUGCUCGUGUGCCUUGGUGGAAGAGGUCCAACAUGCGAAUUUUGUACUUUUACAUCGUUAUUCUCAUUCUGACUAACACUGCCAAUGGUUUCGAUGGUUCCAUGAUGAACGGUCUUCAAACCCUCUCCUACUGGCAAGAAUAUUUCAACCACCCACGAGGUUCCAUCCUCGGUCUGUUCAAUGCCUCUAUGAGUCUUGGUUCUCUCAUUGGACUCUUUGUUGUGCCUUAUCUGGUUGAUUGGGCUGGCCGUAAGGUCGGUGUGCAGAUCGGUUGCAUCCUCAUGCUGCUGGCUGUUGGACUUCAGGCUGGAGCUCAAAACUUUGGCAUGUUUGUUACCGCGCGUAUCAUCCUGGGUUUCGGUGAUUGUAUCGUUCUUGGAUCGGCGCCUCUUCUCAUCGCUGAGAUUGCCCACCCUCAAGAUCGUGCUAUUCUCGUGACGUUGAGUGGUGCUUCUUAUCACUCUGGUGCUUUCAUUUCUAGUUGGGUCACCUACGGUACCCUGCAGAUCAAGAGCAACUGGUCCUGGAGACUUCCCAGCCUUCUCCAGUCCAUCUGCAGUGUCAUAAUUCUCAUCGGAAUCUUCUGGAUGCCUGAGAGUCCCCGUUGGCUCCUCAGCAAGGAUAAGCACGACGAAGCGCUUAGGGUCCUCACCCACUACCAUGCAGAGGAUGAUCCCGAUGAUGAAUUCGUCCAGCUCGAGUUUAGCGAAAUCAAAGCCGCCAUCGCCCUCGACAAAGAGGUUGGACAGACAGCCUGGGUCGACUUCCUCAAGACUCCCGGUAAUCGUAAGAGAAUCGGCCUCAUCACUGCCCUUGGUUUCUUCAGUCAGUGGAGUGGCAACGGUCUGAUCUCUUACUACCUCAAGGGUAUUAUGGAUGCUGUCGGUAUUACCAAAGCUGAGACUCAGCUUGGUAUCAAUGCGGGUAUGAAGACACAGGGUUUGAUCAUCAACACAGCCUUUGCGUUCUUCAUUGAUAUUUUCGGUCGUCGUCCUAUCUAUCUCACCUCGACUAUCGGAACCUGUGUCAUCUUCACUUUCUGGACAAUUGUCUCAGCUCGAUAUGACAUCGACCCCAACAAGGCUCUUGGAUACGCCUUUGUGGCUCUGACCUUUAUCUAUGGUCUCUUCUACGACAUCAAGUCUGGUCUCAUGGCCAACUACACCACUGAGAUUCUGCCCUAUGGUCUUCGUGCCAAGGGUUUCACAUGGCUCAACUUCUGUGUUACCGCCGCGCUCUUCUUCAACCAGUACAUCAACGGUAUUGCUCUUGAGGCUAUGGGCUGGAAGUACUAUACCAUCUACUGUGUGUUCCUCGGUUUCGAAGUGUAUGUCAUUUACUUCUUCCUUAUCGAGACCCGCUACACGCCCAUGGAAGAAAUCGCAAAAUAUUUCGAUGGUGAUGCGGUUGAUGUUGGUGAGGUCGCUAGGGCCGAUAUGAAGGAGAGGGGUGUUAUGAUGACUGAGGUGGACUCUAAGGGAGCUCGUGCUACGGAGAUUGAGACUCGUUAG
Messenger RNA from Fusarium fujikuroi IMI 58289, 1599 nucleotides. Its product is annotated as related to hexose transporter protein. The transcript is spliced from 4 exons. Gene Ontology annotation, biological process: carbohydrate transport; transmembrane transport. The record is from RefSeq and is a predicted model, not a curated record. Bases 1 to 1599 code for a protein of 532 amino acids. Gene Ontology annotation, molecular function: carbohydrate:proton symporter activity. Gene Ontology annotation, cellular component: membrane. NCBI's taxonomy places the organism in Eukaryota, Fungi, Ascomycota, Sordariomycetes, Hypocreales, Nectriaceae.